AUGCUCAUUCGUUUUUUCUUGUUCUGAGAGCUAGUUAACAUGUCUGGACGUGGCAAAGGCGGGAAAGGACUUGGCAAGGGGGGUGCUAAGCGCCACCGAAAGGUCUUGCGGGAUAACAUCCAAGGCAUUACCAAGCCUGCUAUUCGCCGUUUAGCUCGUCGUGGUGGUGUGAAACGUAUUUCUGGUCUGAUAUAUGAGGAGACUCGUGGUGUGCUGAAGGUCUUCCUGGAAAACGUCAUUAGGGAUGCUGUGACUUACACCGAACAUGCUAAGAGGAAGACUGUGACUGCCAUGGAUGUGGUGUACGCUCUGAAACGCCAAGGCCGUACUCUUUAUGGUUUUGGUGGCUAAGCCCUCAGACUACAAGCGGGGGAAAAAGAAAAUCCAAAGGCCCUUUUAAGGGCCACC
Hemicordylus capensis (graceful crag lizard) is the source of this 408-nucleotide messenger RNA. RefSeq names its product histone H4. Bases 40 to 351 code for a protein of 103 amino acids. Gene Ontology annotation, biological process: nucleosome assembly. NCBI's taxonomy places the organism in Eukaryota, Metazoa, Chordata, Lepidosauria, Squamata, Cordylidae. The record is from RefSeq and is a predicted model, not a curated record. Gene Ontology annotation, cellular component: nucleosome. Gene Ontology annotation, molecular function: protein heterodimerization activity; structural constituent of chromatin; DNA binding. The transcript has a single exon.